AUGGCUUCAACUUCCAAAAAAGCAAUUAUGGGCGGUCCCGUACAACGGCAGCUUGUAAAGUUACAAGACAUGGCGAAGACACUAGAGGCUUCUGAGGAUAUUCAAACACAAAUACAGAUUUGUAUAGAAAACGUUACAGCACAAGAGGAAUACUGUGAUACUAUCUCCAGUCCCCCCAGUGAGGCCAUUCAAAACCUCAUCACAGAGACAAAAAAACAUCCCUGGCAGAAAACAAUGGACGAGGGCAAAGUAAUGGGUAGAGUCGGACCAGGAAUGAUGUCUGGUGCUCUGGAAGGUACAUUCUUAAAGACACUCGUUGGCAUGUCAAACGCCAAACGAAUUCUCGAAGUCGGUCUCUUUACCGGAUGUGGCGCGCUUGCCAUGGCUGAGGCACUUCCGGCUGAUGCUAAAGUUAUCACGUGUGAGUUAGAGGAGUAUGUUGCAGACGUUGCCAGGAAACUGGUUGACCAAUCACCACACGGAAGGAAGAUCGAUAUUAUGAUAGGCCCAGCAGCAGAAAGUCUACAAAAACUUGCUGAAGAAGGACAGAAGUUCGACAUGGUUUUUGUUGACGCCAACAAGGACGGUUAUAUCGACUAUUAUAAGAUCAUAAUGGACAAUGACAUGCUGACCGCCCGAGGCACAAUACUGAUUGAUAAUGCUCUGAACAGAGGUCAGGCCUAUUUACCAAAGGAAAAGUUGGUGAUUUCUGAGACUUGGGGAAAAUACAGUCACGCAAUACGAGAUUUCAACGACUAUGUCUACAACGAUAACAGAGUGUCACAGGUGAUGGUGCCUAUCCGUGACGGUGUGAUGAUGAUCAGAAGAAAGGAGGCGUUCGAAGGAGAAGCAUAG
Ylistrum balloti is the source of this 855-nucleotide messenger RNA. RefSeq lists its product as uncharacterized. NCBI's taxonomy places the organism in Eukaryota, Metazoa, Mollusca, Bivalvia, Pectinida, Pectinidae. Gene Ontology annotation, molecular function: S-adenosylmethionine-dependent methyltransferase activity; O-methyltransferase activity. Bases 1 to 855 code for a protein of 284 amino acids. The record is from RefSeq and is a predicted model, not a curated record. The transcript is spliced from 6 exons.